AUGAAAUGGAAUGAAGAACACGAAUUGCUUAUGUUGAGGGAAUUGAUGCUUUUGCAGCCAUGGCUGCACAAGAAAGGAACUAGUGAGAGAGGAGAUGAUUGGGAAAAGCUGGCAGUAUCCUUAAAUGCUAUUCCUUAUCCCCAAUUCCGUGUUACUCAACGGUCUGUUCGUGACCACUAUUCAACAAUGGAAAAGAGAAGAAGGAAAAAAGUCAGGGAAGAAGACAGAGCCUCAGGUAUUGCCUCUGAAGAGGACAAGGAACUAGAUCAACUGUUAGAUGAAACAAUUGAACUCUUUGAUGAGUCUGACAAAAUCACAGAUCAAACAAAACAAAAGCAGGAAGAAGAAGCAAAGAAAGCAGAGGAAAUGCGGAAGAGAUCAUUGGAAACUUUUAAAGAUAGUGCCAAAAGGAAUGCCGAUGAACAGCAAGGAGCAAGACCGAAAAAGGGUAGAGCUAGUGGUGCAAGCACUCUGGCUUACCUGAAGGAUAGGGCAGAAGUAGAAGCUACUUUAAAACGUGAUGAAUUGGAGAUAAAAAGGCAAGAGUUAGCACUGCAAGCAAAGGAGCAGGAAGAAAGACAACAGCAAUUUGAUAUGAUGAACAAGCAAACUAGAGAUACCCAGCAGCUUCAGCAGCAGCAAAUGCAGCAGUUUAUGCAAAUGAAUGCAAACAUGAUGCAACAGCACCAACAACAAACCCUUGCACUUAUGGAACUAAUGAAAAAGUUUGCUGGGAAGUGA
Messenger RNA from Pocillopora verrucosa, 741 nucleotides. RefSeq lists its product as uncharacterized. The record is from RefSeq and is a predicted model, not a curated record. Lineage: Eukaryota; Metazoa; Cnidaria; Anthozoa; Scleractinia; Pocilloporidae.